AUGUCGGACAUGCUGACUCGGCUCGGUCAGCCUCAGGGAGCCCGGGCUGGUGUCAGGUUCCCGGCUGGAGGUUCGGAUCCUCCUCGGAGGGUUUACCGGGCGGAAUAUUUAAUUUUUAUUCCCAUUGUUGGAACAUCUGACUGUGAGGAACGUCUAUUGUGUGGAGAGUCUGUCCCAGUCCUUCACCCCCGGUUCUUUUCCCUGGUCCUCCUCUCCGGUCCUCCUCCCCGGUCCUCCCGGUCCAGCAACACCAUGCCGGAGUGUGUGUCUGUGUGUGAGUUCGUGCAGGAGGUCCAGGAGGACUGGAGCUCUCCCACCACCUCCUCCUUCACCUCCAAGAUGAUCAGUUUGCAGGAACACCCGUUCUACCUGCUGGAGGAGGUUCUGGACAGCGACCGGUUGGUGUUGCAGAAGAUGAAGAAAGCUGCGAAAGCCAAAUACACAUCAGGACAAGAUCACGUCUCUCAUCUGGAGCAGUACAUUAACUCCAUGGAGAAGCUGUCGGUCAACUGCCACACAAACGGAGAGACGGAGGUCGGAUCCGCCUUCUGCCGCCUGGCUGACUUUUCCAAAGAGCUGCUGUCGCCCAUGAAGAACCUGUUAAAGAGCAUGCUGCACAACAUCAACUUCUUCCUGGACUCUGUGGUUAAAGGAGACCUGCGGGAAGUGAAGGGGGAUCUGAAGAAGCCCUUCGAAAGAGCCUGGAGAGACUAUGAGAGCAGAUUUAAGCAGGUGGAGAAGGAGAAGAGGGAGCUGGCUCGGCAGUACGGGAUGGUGAGGAGCGAGGUCAGCGGAGGAGAAAUCGCAGAAGAGCUCGAGAAGGAGAGGCGCUCUUUCCAGCUGAGCAUGUGCGAGUAUCUGAUUAAGGUGAACGAGAUAAAGACGAAGCGAGGAGUCGACCUGCUGCAGAACCUCAUCAAACACUACCACAGCCACAACAAUUUCCUGCAGGAGUGUGUUUCCACCACUCAGAGGCUGAAGCAGUACAUGGAGGAGCUGAACGGAGUCCUGACCACGGUGAAGCAGCGUCAGGAGGAAGAGAAGAAGCAGCUUUGUGCUCUCAGAGAUCAGCUGAGGCCCGUCGUCCAACCAGAGCAGGACUCGUUGCCGAAGCAGGUGUACAGCAUGCAUCAGCUGCUGGGAGACAAACAGUACGGAACAGAGAGGUCAGGAUUCCUCUACAAGAAGAGCGACGGGUUAAGGAAAAUGUGGCAGAAAAGGAAAUGUUCGGUUCACAACUGUUACCUGACCAUCGCACACGCUACACCUAACAAACCUCCCACCAGACUGAAUCUUCUCACCUGUCAGGUUAAACCCAGUGUGGAGGACAAGAAGUGCUUCGACCUCAUCUCUCAUAAUCGGACGUAUCACUUCCUGGCUGAGGAUGAACCUGAAUGUGUGGCCUGGAUCUCGGUGCUCAGUAACAGCAAACAGGAAGCUCUCAGUGUCGCUCUGGACGGUGGCCGGAGAGGAGGUGGAGGCGGCGAGAGCAGCGUGGAAGAUCUGACCCGAGCCAUCACCGACGACAUCCGACGGAUGCCAGGAAACAGCAGCUGCUGUGACUGUGGAGCUCCAGAUCCUGGAUGGCUCUCCACCAACUUGGGCAUCCUCACCUGUAUCGAGUGUUCAGGGAUUCACAGGGAGAUGGGCGUCCACGUGUCCAGGAUCCAGUCUCUGAGCCUGGACAGUCUGGGAACGUCAGACCUGCUGUUGGCCAGGAAUGUUGGUAACUCUGGUUUUAAUGAAAUACUGGAGGCGAACCUGCUGAGUCCAUCUCUGAAACCCUCCCAGCACAGCCACAUGGCGGAGCGUAAAGACUUCAUCCUGUCUAAGUACCAGGAUGUUCACUUUGUGAGGAGAAGCCACAGUUCAGCUGCAGCGCUGCGACUCGGCCUGCAGGAGGCGACAAAGAGCUGCGACAUUUAUAGUCUGAUACAACUGUACGCUCAGAGGGCGGAGCUUAGCCUGCCGCUGCACAUACACAUACAGGAGAAAGGUGAGACGGCGCUCCAUCUAGCCGUCCUAUUGGCUGACAGGACGUCGCUGCACAUCCUGGACUUCCUGGCUCAGAACUGCUCUAACGUGGACACUCAGACGUCAGCAGGAAACACUGCGCUGCACUACAGUUGUUUACACAACAAGAGCGACUGUGUGAAACUGCUGCUGAGAGCCAGAGCCAACACACACAUCAAGAACGAUUUGGGGGAAACUGCUCUGGAUGUGAGUCGCAGGUUGAAACACAACCACUGUGAGGCGCUGCUCCAGCAGGCCCAGUCCAACCAGCUGGACCACCAUGUCCAUGUGGAGUACGAGUGGAGGCUUCGCCAUGACGACCUGUACGACAGCGACGACGACUUCGAAGACAAGAACGGUCCGGUGAAGAAGGAGCGCUCCUCCUCAUCCUCCUCUUCCUCCUUCACUCCCUCCUUCUCCUUCUCCUCUCGGCCCUUCAGCUUCAAUCAGACCUCCUCCUCCUCCUCCUCCUCGGUGGCUCCGUCCUCCUCAGCAGCUCCAGGUCCAGCAGCUGGAGGCCUCCUCAGCGUGGGUCGGCGGUUAGCCAUGGCCAUGGAGCUGCACAGCCGCCCGUCAGGCUCCGCCCCCAGCCCACCGCCACCGCCGCCAUCCUCCCCCGCCCCCCCGCUGCCCCCCAGAGUUAAAGCUCCCAGCGUUCCUCCUCCUCCUCCCCCGGCUGGAGGGGAGGGUCUGGGGGAGGAGGAGGAGGAGGGUGAGGUCUUCUUCAACCUGACGGCCAACAGGAAGACGACUCCUCCGCCUCCCAUCGCCGCCCGGAACAAGAGGAGCUGCUCCGAGUCCAGCAGGCUGGAUUAUGGGAUGCCGACCAGCCCCAGGAUCUACAGCGGCCCCGAGUCCUCCUUCAAGAAGUGUGUUCCAUCGUCUCCUCUCAGUUCUCUGACUGAACGAGCAGAUAGAGGCUUCCGGCGGGCGGAGAGUGACUGUAGCUCCUCCCACUUCCUGCACCCCGCCAGCAAAGCCCCGCCCAACGGCUCCCCGACCAAUCCGCGCUCUCAGAGCUUUGAGAUUGACAGCAGAGGCCCCGCCCCCCAGCCGCUUCCUCGCAGAUCACUGCCUCGGGGAUCAGCCAGUCGGAGAGCUCAGGCUCUGUACGACUGUCAGGCCGACCACCACGACGAGCUGAGCUUCUCUGAAGGUCAGGUUCUGGUGGUUCUGGGGCAGGAGGACAGCGAUUGGUGGCAUGGCUACAUCGAGGAUGAACCCGACCAGAGAGGUUUGUUUCCGUCCUCCUUCGUCCAGCUGCUGUCGGACUGACGGAUCUGAUCUUGGACCAGAACCUGAACCUGCAGCUGCCGAGGAUCCGGUCCUGAUCCACCCUUCAGACUCCUGCUGGGUCACAUGACCACGGUCUGGGCCACGCCUUCUCUUGCCAUGGAAACGUUAUUGCUGACCUUUCCGGUUCCUUUUUAUGUAUUUAUUCAGUCAAAAAGGAUAUUUUAAUAAGCGCACAGACAACACAGCGAUCCACUUGUAACUUUAAUUUAUUGAUUUUAAUUUAUUUACGGAGUCGCUGCUGCUGCUCUUCGGACUUUGCCUCUUCAUCGGUGCAGGACCUAAAACCCACCAGAGCACAAAGGAUUCUGGGAUGCUGAAGACCAAAGCUGUAACUUUCAGGUGAACUGAAGACGUUCCCGAUCCGUGAGCUUCAGGAGACGCCUGAAUCAGGAACCAUCCGACGCUUCCAGCUGCCUUCAAAUCCCCGAGAAAUCCCAACACCUCAGCGAGUAAAGCGGCAGGUCAGGAACAACAAUCCUCUGUCUUUUUAAACGUUUCUCUCAUGAUAAGAUGAUUUUCUCACAACUACAAAACCAAAAGAUUCAACAAGAAACUUCUGUUUAACAUAUCAGACGGACGGAGAAAAAGCGCUAGAAAAGUGCACUCAAGUACAUUUUAAUCAGAUAAAAAUGGAAAGGAAAUGAGUUAAAAUAGAUGGAGUGGUGAUUAUUUUCUAACUUUGAGCAAAAAUGUGACAUCUCAAGUUCAAAAAUAGCUCAGAAAUUCUUAAUUUUACUCCUCUGCUGUGCAACUUUUGUACUUUUACUCUCAAAAACUGCAGGAAUUGAUUAUAUAACUUUAGUUUUUACUGUGUAUUGACUUCAAAAGCAGCAAAAAUACUUGAGUAAACCUGCAGAAAGUACACAGAGUAACUACUGUGACCUCCAGUACUGGUUGUAGCGACAUCUCUUUACAAUGAAACACCUUUUGCCAGUAAAUCUUGUUAAAGUGACAAAUAGUUCUUAUGAAGUCACAUCAGCUCAUAAAGAAGUUUUUUUCCUACAAAGUGAAGUUUCUUGUUAAAACCUGCUCAAACUUGUAAACUGAAAAAUAUCUCAUAAGAAGUCUCUGAACUUUUGCCUCCGGGGUUCGUAUGACUUUUCUAGCAGGAAACAAACAAAGCUUCUCUUCUGGAGUUCAGUUUUCAGAUAUUUUUAUUUCAUUAUUAUUGCAAUCAAAGUGACAGCGGUGGGUUCGUGUUCUCUGCCGUCUGUUUGGCAUCUAUGAAUGAACUGAUGGUCAGCAGGUUAAGAGAAACUCACACUGAGACUCCGAUUCACAGAAACCGAUAAAAGGUCGAAGCCGGGAUUUGCUUACGGAUGGUUUCUGUUAUCUUGCAGUAAGUUUUAUCUUUAUUCUCUCUAAUAAGAACAGUCGGUGUGUUGUUUCAGUCCAGUUAGAACUCAGUUUAUAGAAACAAUCUGCAAUACAGAAACACAGAUGAGGCGUUUGUUGAUUUUAAAAGGCUGAUCUUUGACGUUUGGAUGUUUUUUGGACUUUAGCUGCUGUUAAAACCUGCAGUUCUUCAAUGAAACACUCAAGUAUUUAGAGUUCAAGGCACCACAAACUAACCUGCGGGUUUGAACAGCAACACCUGGACAAACAGCUUUCUAAACAAUCAUCACACCACCUUUCUGUCUCUUUUUCUGUGGUUCUUUGUGGAACUAUUCUGCGUUUUCUUCUUCAGGUUGUAAAAGACGGCGUUUUGCUGAUUUCAGACCAGUUACAAGGUUAAAGAUCUUCUCGUUUUUGCAUUAAAAUUCUGUUUGGCUUAUCUGUUGACUAAGCAAUCAGCACUGAAUAAAGAUGCAAAUUUUCAGUAGUUUCCUGAACCGAUAGUUGGAAUCAGAAAUUUUGAAAUUGAAAAGUUGAAAUUUGUUUUAAUCUCACAAACACCAUAUGUCGAAAUGAUGGAACAAGACUUUCUUAAUAAAUUUAAGGGAGAAGGUGACAUAACCACUAAACGCCAUAGGUUGAGGACAUUGUAAACCGAAGACCCGCCACAUUUAACCUCAACUGAGGCAGUAAGUCCUGGAAUAUUGUCCACUUACAGCGCCUGUCUGUCGGAAGAUCAUUUAGGAUGACGUCAGCUAACAGCUGUAAAAGAAAUACCUUAGAGAGGGGAAGGAGUCAUUUUUCCUUCACAGUACUACAGAGGAUCUGAAACAUUUUCUGACAUGCAUGUCUUCUGCUUUAUCGGGUAAUAUGUUUUUAAUCAUUUAAAUUAUUGACGGCAAUUAUUGGAACAAUAAUGACUAAAAUCCUAAUUUUUGAAGGAUUUUAUAAAGAAAACAGCAGGUGGUCUAAUAAUUAGUACUAAAGGACCAUUUAUCAUCAAGUGUCAUGUUUUGUGUUUUCUGUAUCUGCUGGUUGUUUCUUUAAACUUUUUGUUGUAGCUGGAUCAACACACCAGAUGAAACAAACAGCGAGUCAAAGUAAAUCUAAACUUUCGGUUUGACCCUCGCAGGUUUCCGUAUUCAUCAGAGUCUCGGUGUGAACAUAAUGGUAAACUGAAUUAAAGCUACAUUAACUGAACGCACAUCUCACACGUCUGGUUUGGACGGCGCUCGGCUCUAAAUCUAAACACAUUUACGGUGGAAUCACAAGCAGCUGAUUGAAAUCUGCAGAGAACAAACUCCACGUUUUCCACACUGCAGGGAAUCUUAUGAGCACAACUUUGGAUUUAAAGGCACAACAAAGUGAAGUGUGAAGAAGCAAAUGCGUUUACAACAGCUUUCAAACCCUCUCAGCCAGAUGUUGAAUCCAGCUCGGAGCCGCCGCUCUGUCAUUCAGAGCCCGAACUCCGUUUUACGGGACGUCAGAGCCCCUUGUGAACGAGAUAAUUACCUCAUUUACUGGCAGGAAGUUUUCUUGAACGAAGCUGCAAAGUGUUAAAACUGAGCAGCGAAUGAUGACGUUCAAAACAAGCAGCAGAUGUUUUAUAUUAAGCCGAAGCUUCUGCCAGCUCAGCAGUUGGAUUUAAGAGAUCAAGGCUGUGUUCAAAACCACCGAUUACAAACUAUCGACUAAAGCAGACAGCGUGUAAUGCUACUGUGUGCCACUGUAGUAUGCAGUACUCUUAUAUUGUCUUAUUUUGCAGUAUUUUUCAGUAUACAACCAUUAAAUCAUCUUAUUUUGCAGCCUUUUAUGGCAGAUUUAGCUCGUUUCUGUUUUUUGUCGCAUCUAAUGAUUGUUGAAAAGUCCAGGAGAAGUUCAAAAUGUGGAUGACAAAAGACUGGAAAUAGGAUCAGAUUCUCAGGAGUUUUGUUGCAUAACUUCACAGUUAUACAUUGUGAGUUUAAGGUAGUUCUCCUGGUAUUUCUGCAUUGAAACAUAACAUCAAUCUGGGUGCUUUUUAAUCAGAGUUGCUGGCUGACACUAGAAGCACGAGUCACAAUGAUAAAGUUAUCUUUAAAAGUAACAUUUAAUUAUACCGCUGCCUAUUAUAAAACCAUAAAACUCAAGCCAGCCAAGAACUCUACUGGUGGUAAAGGUAGUGUCUACAGAUACGGACCCGUACCCGCAGCCUGUGGCCUACGGAUACGGCACUUUCCCUUAUCAUAAAUAUUAAUGAGACGGACAUGAAUAUUAAUGAGCCGGCUGAUGAACGCGCUUUGUGAUUGGCUGGUAAUCCGACGUACAUAAAUAUUAAUGAGCCGUCUUGGUAAUCCGAGUGAUGAAGGCGUCGUGAUUCGAGGUGAAUCUGCGUGCCGAGCCUGUCAUGUCAGUCAUCUGCUGUUCUCUUUUCUAUCAUGCAUAAUGUCUUAUAAAUAUCAUUAUCUGACUUUUCACGGACAGCGAUUUGGGGGUUGAAAUCAGCACUACUAUUAAAAAUAGCAAAACUUUUUAUUCACGUGACCCUGUUCUAAUAAAGCACAAACAGCAAACAAAACAAAUGGCGGAACUAACAGCCAGCAAACUACAAGUAUUUUUUUUACCUUCAAAAGUAGCGACAGACUAUUACAUAAUAACAACCUAAACAAAACCCUGACGUAUUUUCUACGUCUGUCAACACAGACACUGCACGUCAGUCACUUUAAUGUUAGCGGACUCUGUUGAAUGGCUAAGUUACAUCACCACAAACAAAUCUCACAAUAUCACAGUAAAUCGAGUUUGUGGUUUUUUUUUAAUUCAUGCCGAAUUAAAGAGCUCCUCCUCACCAUUCACGAGUGUUUGUUUCAUAUUCGACAUCCUUAACUUUAUCUUGUAAAUUAGCGUCCGAAAUUAAAUGGGAACAUUUGCAAUGGAGUUCGUCAGCCGCUUCCACCACUGAACGCGGUAAACUACUUAAUAGGAACUGGACUUCAAACAAUUUAUACACGGCGUCUAAAAGCGUAAAAACUGCAAUGUCUAAAGUGUGAGAGGAGACGGUGUAUUUUUGGUUAAAUUAUACAAUGUUCGCCGUCAAAGUCAUUCAUAUAAACUGCCUGUAAUGUGCAGCAAAUAGUAGUUAACUGGCGCCAGCUCUUGAGUGACCUUAACGGGUCCGUACCUCUAGUACAGAUGCUAUGGGUGCGGGUCCGUACCCGUAGCAUCAACCGGUGGUAAAAGUCCAUAAAGUGUGACACGUCAGCCAGCAAAGUUGUUAUGAAGUGUUGAGGGACACAGUGAACGAGGUAAACUGGUCCAGAACAUACUGGAGACGUUUCUAGAAUCAGUUUAACAUCCAGGUAUUUUUACAGACUGCAGAUUUUUUGUUCUAUGUUUUGGUCCUGUAGCUGUAAUUGGUGGUUUUGAACGCAGCCCACCUGACAGAGCAGCAGCCUCCGGAUGAUAUUACAGCAUUUAUGAUCUUUUCUAGCUCCUCGGUGUGCUUCAAACAAACGGCUCUUUGUGUUUGAAACCCCUUCCCCCCAACAGUGCAGCAACUUCUUUCACUUUAACAGCUGAGUGAAGCGCUGAACGUGAGCAGAGGUUUAUUGCACAACUUGAGGUUUGUUUGAAGCAGACCGAGUUGGUUUCAGGGCGGUUUCACACCGACACAUCUGUCAGGUUCUGGAGACCAAACAUUCAGUCAUGUCAACACUUACACUGAUCCAGUACCUGAAUCAAGCAGAGGAAUCCAGCAUGAAGCAAGUUCAGCAUAUCUGGGUUUUCUCUGGACAAAUUUCUUUGAACAAAGAAAACCUAAAAUCUCAGAUAAAGAACUGGUGGAAGACAGACGAUUUAAAUUUACAACUCUGAACAGAAUCUCAGUUACCAUGGUAAUCCAGCUGAUUAAUUAAAGGCACCUUUAUGACACUGAAAACUGAGCUGCUAAUGUGUUAAUCUUGCUCCGUAUCGCAGCCCUCAGGAGACCUCAGCCAGCAUCUUCAGUCAAAUAUGUUGGAAUCCAAGUGGAAAACUGCACAUCUGUGGCGUUUUCAUAAAGAAAAUGGUUGAGUUCAGAAACCUACAAGCAGAACUGCGAGGUUAAAGCGGUAACACAAGAUUUUACCAAGUAUACACCUGAAAAACUGCAGUUCUAAGGAUGUUGUUCAUGUGGAUGAAUAAAUAUCACAUCCACUAGAGGGCAGAUCAGAGAUUAAGUAAAAUGUUAAAUUCCACAAUUGAAAGUAAAAUUUCCACAUAUUUUCCUUGUAAAAUUUGCACCAUGCAAACAUCAGCUGGGCUUGCGCUAGCCGAUCUCCACAGCGCCAUUGGCGCAUCGCCCCGCCAGAUGGCACAGUCAAAAAGCAACAAAAAAGGGUUCGACUUAAUUUUUCUUCGAAACGCCCUAGCAAUAAUAUAAGAAAAACAAACUUUUUCCUCUCGGCCGGUGUCGGAAAUGGUCGGAGCCACCCGAAUCUUGAUCACCAUCCAGCAAAACGAUGCGCCAAUGGCGCCAUGGUGCAUCGGCUAGCACAAGCCCAGAUCAUGAUUUAUUGUGGUAACGAGAACGACAAGAAAAAUCUUAAUUGCCGUCCUUGCAAACUUUUAAAAAUGAAUGUCUUGAAAUCUUUACAAAGUAACUAGUUGAAUGUUAAUUAUGCCCACGUCGAUUAUAUUAAACAUCCAUGUGCAGCACAAAAUUCAUGAAAGUUCCUUUUAUGUUCUUUCUCUAACGUUCCUGCUCUGUUCAGUCUACUGGUUUUGGGUUUAAGGCUACAAGGUUAGCAGUAGCUUUCAUGAGGCAGGAUGUGUUUUUUCGAACACUUGCAGGUUUAAGAUUUCACCGUGGACUUACGGAAGCAGCAUCAUGUUGAAGUUUGUGACAUCAACAAUACAAAAUGAUCCAAUCUUCUUGUGGGGAAUCGUCACCGGUGUCCAGAGAAGGCCAGCAGCAACCAUCCGGAGAACAAACAGCAGUCUAACAGUAGGAACGCUGUAGUUUCUGCUCGCUGUAGUCUUCCCCCGUCGAAUCACCACCUUAUCGCGGUGGAGGGGUUUGAGUGUCUCGGUGAUUCUGGGAGCUAUGUUGUCCGGGGCAUAAACCCCUGGUAGGAUCUCCUAAGGCAAACUGGUCCUGGGGGAGAGACCAGACUAAGAGCGAUUCAGAAAACCCUGAUGAGAACACAAAAUGGUGAAGCCGCUACCUCGCCCAGGUUAGGGAGACCGAGGCCUUCCCCUGGAGCCAGGCCUGGGGGCGAACCUCGCAGGAGAGUGUCUGGUGGCCGAGCCUUGGGGUCCCGUGGGGCUCGGUCGGGCACAGCCCGAAGAAGAAACAUGGGGCCACCGCCCAAUAGACCCACCACUUACAGGGCAGGAAGUCUGGGUCGGGUGCUAUGCUUACCAGGCAGUAGGCAGGAGUGGGCACCUGGGCGUGCCACCCCCUGGUGGUGUAGACUAGCUCUGGGGACGUGGAACAUCAUCUCACUGGCGGGGAAGGAACCUGAGCUGGUGCGGGAGGUGGAGCGAUACCAGAUAGAUAUAGUUGGGCUCACCUCCACGCACAGCAAGGGUUCUGGAACCAGAAUUCUGGAGAGGGGUUGGACUCUCUCCUACUCCGGAGUUGCCCAAAGUGAGAGGCCCCGGGCGGGUGUGGGGAUACUCACAAGCCCCCGGCUGAGCGCUGCUUUGUUGGAGUUCUCCCCGGAGAAUGAGAGGGUCGCCUCUCUGCGACUUCGUGUUGCAGAGGGAAAAACUCUGACUGUUGUCUGUGCUUAUGCGCCGAAAAGCAGUUCAGAGUAUUCGGCCUUCUUGGAAUCUCUGGGUGGUGUCCUGGAAGGGGUACCGCCCGGGGAUUCCAUAGUUCUCCUGGGAGACUUCAACACUCACUUGGGCAACGAUGGAGAAACCUGGAGGGGGUGAUUGGGAGGAACGGCCUGCCCGAUUUGAACCCGAGUGGUGUUUUGUUAUUGGACUUCUGUGCUAGUCAUAGAUGGUCUGUAACAAACACCAUGUUCGAGCAUAAGGUUGCUCAUAAGUGUACCUGGUACCAGAGCACCUCAAGCCAAAGGUUGAUGGUCGACUUUAUAGUCGUAUCGUCAGACCUGCGGCCGUAUGUUUUGGACACUCGCGUGAAGAGAGGUGCAGAGCUGUCAACUGAUCACCACCUGGUGGUGAGUUGGAUCCGAUGGCAGGGAAGACUGUCAGACAGACCUGGUAAACCCAAACAUGUAGUGCAGGUGAACUGGGAACGUCUGGCGGAGGACCCUGUCCGUAGGGUUUUUAACUCCCACCUCCGGAAGAGUUUCUCCUGCAUCCCGGGGGGAAGUUGGGGACAUGGAUUCUGAGUGGUCCAUGUUCAAAGCCUCCAUUGCAGAAGCAGCUGCUAGGAGCUGUGGUCUGAAGGUCACUGGUGCCUGUCGCGGCGGCAAUCCAAAGACCUGCUAGUGGACACCAGCAGUGAGGGAGGCCAUCAGGCUGAAAAAGGAGGCUUUUCGAGCCUGGUUGGCUUGGGGGUCUCCCGAAGCAGCUGACAGGUACCGGCUGGCCAAAAGGGCGGCAGCUGUGGCAGUUGUGGAAGCUAAAACUCGGGUGUGGGAGGAGUUCGGGGAGGCCAUGGAGAAGGACUUUCGGUCGGCCUCGGGGAAGUUCUGGCAAACCGUUCAACGCCUCAGGAAGGGGAGACAGGGCUUCGCUCAGGCUGUGUACAGUCGGGGUGGAGAACUGUUGACCCGCACUGGGGAUAUCGUCAAGCGGUGGAAAGAGCACUUCGAGGAACUCCUGAACCCGGUAAACAUGUCCUCUACGGAGGAGGCAGAGCCUGAAGACUUGGGGGGGGGGGGGAUCUUCGUCUAUAUCCGUGGCAGAGGUCGCCGAGGCAGUUAAGAAGCUCCUCGGUGGCAAGGCGCCAGGUGUGGAGGAGAUUCGCCCUGAGAUGCUGAAAGCUCUGGAAAUUGUUGGACUGUCUUGGUUGACACGUCUAUACAAAGUCACGUGGGCAUCGGGCACAGUACUUGUGAAGUGGCAGACUGGGGUGGUGGUCCCUAUUUUCAAAAAGGGGGACCGGAGAGUGUGUGCCAACUACCGGGGUAUCACACCUCAGCCUCCCCGGGAAAGUUUACUCGAGGGUGCUGGAAGGGAGGCUCCGACCGAUAGGAUUAUGGAUACAUAAUACAUGCACGAUGCAGCGCCGACGUUCGUCCGUGUUCUGCGCUCCGGUCGGAAGGGAAUUUCUGUUGCAUUGCACGCUCACUUCCGCUUUUGAUGACGUAUCGUGCUCAGAUGACUCGUCAACACGUCGUUAGGUGCAGCCCUAUUUCCGAUCGCACCUUUUAUGCAUAAAUACAUAAAUAAAAGCAAAUGUGCAAGGUGUGAUCAUGAGACCGUGCCUAUAAAAAGCAAAAACUGUACCUAAUUUGAAUUUAAUUUUCAUCCCAGGUGAACUAAGUCUCAUGGAACAGUGACACAGGGAGACAAAUCUGGUGAGUAAGACAGAAGGAGAGCGACGAUUUUGUUGUUGUGGCCAAAAAACCUGCUGGUUUUCACUGAGCUGAGAAACACUGGAGUUCCAGCAUGUCAAGUGUUUUGCUAAAAAUGUUCUCCAUCAGACAUCCAAGGACUCCACAGUUGAGCUCUGCGUUGACAAUCCACUCUCAGGGACAAAUUCAUGGUAACAACCACAUAAAUGUUUAAGAAAACUGUUGGACUGCUGUUUCUUCUCUUGUUGGGAGCUGCAAACCUCCUCUGGUCACCAUGAUGAUCCUCCACAUGAAGGUCUAAUCAUCCAGCUGCUGACUCACUAAAUGUGAUGUUUGCCCUGUGAAAGGUUGGAAAUUACUCAUGCUCAGCUAGCAGUGGUCACAAACGCAUGAGCAAGUUCUGAUGUUGAUAUAACGUCAUGACUACUCACAUGUUGCACAACAGCUGAUUAUUCAUCAUGUUAGCUCUCAAGAUCAACAGUAGAUUUCAGGUUUUUGACUCAAACAAACUCGGUGUGAAAACACCCUGAAACUCCUCUCAGAGUAAACGAAGCUACUAACAUUCAGAUGACUGUGAUUGACAAUCAGCAACAGUUUUUGUACAUUCACAGUACAGGCUUACCACGACCCAGCUGCCACCCGCUGGACUCUUCAGUCUCUCCCCGUUGAAAUGGUUAUUUUUGGUUGGAGUGUGGGUAAAAUUGCACUACAUCUUCCACUCAUUCUGUUCACUGCACACACCGGUGAUGUUACUGAUUGUAUGAUUUUGUUAAGUUUUGUUAAAUAAAUCUUGAGUUGAAGUCGUG
Acanthochromis polyacanthus (spiny chromis) is the source of this 12901-nucleotide messenger RNA. RefSeq names its product un-named sa1614. Gene Ontology annotation, molecular function: GTPase activator activity; protein binding. The record is from RefSeq and is a predicted model, not a curated record. The transcript is spliced from 29 exons. Gene Ontology annotation, biological process: positive regulation of GTPase activity. Gene Ontology annotation, cellular component: cytoplasm. Lineage: Eukaryota; Metazoa; Chordata; Actinopteri; Pomacentridae. Bases 1 to 3288 code for a protein of 1095 amino acids.